Molecule: messenger RNA, 4048 nt
Organism: Amphimedon queenslandica
Lineage: Eukaryota; Metazoa; Porifera; Demospongiae; Haplosclerida; Niphatidae
Product: phosphatidylinositol phosphatase PTPRQ-like
Exons: 18
Coding region: 17-4048 (1343 amino acids)
Biological process (GO): cell-matrix adhesion
Molecular function (GO): protein binding
Source: RefSeq, a predicted model, not a curated record
AUUUCGAAGAGUCAGAAUGAAUCCGGGAUAUUUGCUGCUGCUGUUUCUGUCGCUGUUGUUUCAAAGCUGCCGUUCUGUCCCCAUAUCACGUUUCUAUGAAUUUGCAGGAUCAACAGGAGAUCAAACUUUUACUAAUGUCGAUGAUCAAUCCACAUCCUUAAAUCUACUAAAUAACUUUAUCUUUUAUGGCACAAAUUUCAGUACCGUUUUUAUAAACAACAAUGGCCUCCUUUCAUUUUAUGCGGCUCAUAAUGAAUACACAUCUGAUCCAUUUCCUUUACCUCAAACACUCAUUGCUCCAUUUUGGGCUGAUGUAGACACACGUGGUGGAGCUGGGACAGUCUAUUGCAGAGAAACUGCUGCUAGUGCCAUUGUAAGCAAAGUGGCGCAAGAUGUCCGGCUUGCAUUUCCAAACCAGCCUCCAUUUACAGCUAAGUCUGUUGUAAUAGUGACAUGGUACAUAGUUGGAUAUUAUGAGGAGAAUGACAACAAACUCAAUACAUUUCAGUGUGUCCUAGCUACUGAUGGAGGUCGCUCUUAUGUCUUGUUCCUUUACCUUGAUGAUGGUAUAAACUGGGUCACUGGUGAUGCAAGUGGCGGCUCAAAUGGCAUUGGUGGAACAGAAGCUUAUGUGGGAUUUAACUUUGGAGGGCAAAAUGCCACAUAUUUUGCUGUGCAAGGCUCUAGGACACUGGCAGUGAUUGAUAUCGAAACUACCAGCAAUGUAGAAGUACCAGGGCUUUGGAUCUUUCAAGUCAAUGAAGUUCAAAUUGUUACUUCUACAAUAGGGUCAUGUGGGACUCCAGACCAGUUAUAUGCUAAUGCAACUAUUUUGAGCUACAACACUACAACUGUUAAUAGUACAGCUACAUACAGCUGUCAAAAUGGCUACAAUUUAGUUGGAAUUUCUGUAAGGACCUGUCUGAGCAGUGGAAAUUGGAGUGGGAGCCCACCUUACUGUCAGAUUGUCAACUGCACUGAACUAAUGGUUGAUUCAAGUGGAGCACUGUCUGUUUCAUAUUCAUCAAAUUCUUACUCUUACAACAGUAAAGCUACCUACAGCUGUCAAAAUGGCUACAUUUUAGUUGGAGCUGCUAUAAGGACCUGUCAGAGCACUGGAAGCUGGAGUGGGAAUGCACCUUACUGUCAAAUUGUUAAUUGCAGUGAGCUAAUGGUUGAGUCAGAUGCAGUUGGAGGACUAUCUAUUUCUUAUUCAUCAAACUCUAGAUCUUACAAUAGUACAGCUACUUAUAGCUGUGAAGAUGGCUACAGUUUAACUGGAGUUUCUGUUAGGACUUGCUUGAGUGAUGGAAAUUGGAGUGGAGAUCCACCUUACUGUCAAUCAAUUAACUGCAGUGAGCUAAUGGUAGAGUCAAACGCAUAUGGAGGACUCUCUGUUUCUUUGAGCAGUACAAAUGUUAACAGUACAGCAACUUACAGCUGUACAUAUGAAGGAUAUAAACUGGUUGGUAAUGGAGUAAGAAUAUGUCAAGCUAAUGGAAGAUGGUCAGAAGUUGAACCAAAGUGUGAAAUUACUGCAAUAAAUCUUUACGGAGCAUCAAAUGAAUCAACACCAACUCGCCCAGUAUUUGAUUUGAAGAUAAACUCAUCAUCUCCAACCUCUUUCAUGAUAUCUUGGACUCCUCCAAUGCUAGAUUACUUGAAUGGUCCUAACAUUACAUAUGUUAUCCUAGUUACAUCAGCAAACAGUUCUUUUAAUUAUACCAGCAAUACUAAUUAUGCAACCAUUGUCAGACUCCAGCCAUUUACUACGUACUGGUGUAGAGUAGCAGUUAGAAACAAUGCUGGAAUAGGUCCAUAUUCACUUAGCAUUGAGAUCAAAACACUAGAAGAUGUCAUUGUUGGGGAAAAAACUUAUAUUUAUAAGACAUCUGACAGGAACAUUACAAUUGAAAAUCUCCAACCAUCAUAUACUUAUAAUAUCUCUGUUGCUGCCUUUACUAAUGGGAGAGGUCCUUUCAGUGAACCUAUAAGCAUUACCAUGCCUGAUGAUGUGCCAAGUGGAAGACCUCAGUCACUAAAUCUUGCAUCAGCAGGAGCUACUAGUCUUAGUAUUAGUUGGAAUCCUCCAGAUGAGGAAGACAGAAAUGGAAAUAUCAAUGAGUAUAUUGUUAAUGUUACUAAUACAGACACGCUAGUUACAACUCAGUUUACUACUGCUAAUAAUGACUUCAGUAUUGUUGACUUGAAUCCAGAUACAACGUACAGUCUGAGUGUUGCUGCCAGAAAUGCUAAUGGAACUGGUCCUUUCACUCAAUCACUACUGACAAAAACUGGUCAAUCAGCUCCCAGUCAACCUCGCCAUUUGAAAGCUAUUGCCAUCAGUUCAUCAAGUAUACUGUUAGCUUGGGAGUCCCCUUCUAAUCCUAAUGGCGAUAUUACAGAAUAUUAUAUUAAUAUAACUGAUGAAUCAACCAGCACUGUUGUAAUGCAAGAAACUAGUAAUAUCACAUAUGUCAUUAUUACUGAUCUCAGCCCAAACAAUACUUAUCGCUGUCAUGUAGCAGCUGCUACAACUUAUAUUGGUCAAGUCUCUGAAUAUGUUUUUGUUAACACAGGGGAAGAUGUUCCCACAGCUGCACCGUUAUCAGUGUUGCCUAUAGCGAUUGAUUCAACAAUAAUAUCUAUCUCAUGGUCACCUCCAAAUAUAAAUACAACCAAUGGUGUCAUUCGUCAUUAUAAAGUCUCCAUUAUUAAUAUGGCAACUGGAUCAGAGCAAACCCUUACUACAGCCAAUUCUCACCUUACAAUACUCAUGCUGACCCCAUUUACUACAUACAGUGUGAGGGUAGCUGCUUUUACUAUUGGCACUGGGCCAUAUAGUAGACCAAUUAAUGUUACAACAGCCAAAGAUAGUUGCCAAGUGAUGCACCAAAAAACUUUGAUGCCACCACCAAUGGAUCCAACUCUCAUUUUGAAAUGGUCCCCUCCUAACACUCCUAAUGGAAUCAUUAGAUACUAUCAAAUCACAUUAUUGGAUCAAACUAACAGCACUGUAUUUCAUUUCAAUACUACAGAGUUUGAGUUUACUGUCAAUGAAUUGCUGUCCUUCACUAGAUACACAUGUUAUGUCUCUGCAUUUACAAUUGCUGCUGGGCCUGCUGCUGUGUUGACCAUUAUGACACAAGAAAGUGCGCCAAGCAACCCUCCAACCAGUAUAAUGCUGAAAAGUGUCAAUUAUACUUCAAUAAAUGUGUCAUGGAGUCCUCCAGCUGUGCCUAAUGGAUUAAUUCACUUGUACAUCAUUAGAAUCAGUAAUGGUCUGUUAGUGAUUGAUUAUAAUUCAACUGAAGAGUAUAUGCUUAUCACUGGAUUGAUGCCUAAUCAAAAUUACACUGUAUCUUUAGCAGCAGUUACCAUUGAUGUAGGACCAUUCUCAACUAAUCUGGUUAUUACACUCCAAGAAAAAGUUGCUACUGAUCCUCCUACUGGUUUAUGCAAUGAGUUAAAUGGUAGCAAUUUAACUUUGCACUGGCUGCCACCUCCUGAUGGCUCAGUUGAUGGAAUUAUCAGUGGGUAUAGAAUCAAUUGCACUGGAGAAAAUGAGCACUUUAUAUCAAAGACAGUAUCAAUGACAAGAGCCUCUGUUGAUCUUGGAAAGGACACAUAUUACACUUGUAUGGUGUGUAUUUUGACAUCUGCUGGCUGUGGCCCUUCAGGAGUUAACUACAUCAAUACAUAUUCUGGAUUUCCUGUUGGGCCUCCUCAAUCAUUGAGUGUCAAUGCUACAGACCUAUCAAUACUGAUAGACUGGGAGGCUCCAUUUGAUCCAUUCAACAUCAUAACAUCAUAUGCUAUCACGUAUCAGUUACUUGAUACUCCAGUGUCUCUGGCAGUGCCUCGUCCUGUAGCAACAGUGUCUGGUAUAACGGAUACAAUGUAUUUAUUGGAAUUAGUUUUAUCAGCAUCUUCGUACAACAUAACAGUUUAUGCUAAUACCUCUAAUGGGACUGGAAUAGAGAGUGAGCCAAUAGCCAUAACUACUCAGAAAUCAGGUACAAAAAGUACAAAUCUCUUUAACCUAUGA